AUUAUUUGCAGCGGUAAAUCACCAUUGAACGGCCCUCCCAGAACCCUUGUUCGUGUACUCUGCCCUAUCAAUCAACAAUGAUCGCUGCCGGAAACCAAUUUCGAUAUCGUAUGCGUUUGGGAUAACUGGUCCGAAGCCCGUCGCAUAGAAGCUGUCGCCGCUGUCUUGUCUGGUAUAUUUGCCAAGAGGCUGGCUUCGAUGAUUUGGUACCUGCUGUAUCCCUUUCGAGGAACGACUGAACCGCCAGCCCUUGGUCCGAAGCAUCCUCUCCGAAUUGCAUUCACGCGAUACGGGAACCACGCAGCGCGCCAUCCUGUCGUCACUCUCUUGGUAUCAGUCGCCGCCGCCGUACUUCUGAUCUAUCCUUUCCCCUUCCUCUAUACGAAUAAUUUCACCAACGGCGCAUCGAAUCUGCCGCACCAUGUCUGGACAUCUGCGCAACCCUUCGACGGAGAUUACCAUACUCGGCCUGAUGUUGUGAUCCGGUCGAUUUGGGUACACGCAGGUAGUUAUAUGAAGGCUUUGGAACCGGACGUUCUACAAAAUGCAUUGGAAAUACAAGACUUUGUAUUGGGGCCGACCGCCUAUUUCGAUCCGCGAAGGCGCUCAAACGAAAUCGAUGUCGACGCGCUCUCUGACACCGACCUCACACCAGAUCUUCGGGAUACUCUACACGCGAUUAAUGGCUUGAGUAAUUCCUCUUGGUUCUUCCAUUCCCCUCUCCAGUACUGGUCAUGUUCGUCUCAGAAAAUUGCCGAUGACACGGAUAUAAUCACGACCGUCAAUCGAGGUUCUCACCAAUCUACCUCUGUCAAUGUUACCCUUCGGCCUUCAGUCGUUCUCGGUGGCAAACGAUUUGAAGAUCACCGACUCGUCGCUGCCGAUGCCCUGGUUAUCACGUUGGCGCACAUGCUAGACUCACCUGUCGGCAGACAAUGGGAGAGGAAAGUCCAAGAAAUUUCGAGGCGAGGUUCUGACAGAUGGCGUAUGUAUCCUGCCGAUAAUCGAACUCUUGCCAGUACCUUGCACGAAAUCCGGUUUCAGCCGCUCUCGAUCCAUGAUAAUAUAUCCCUGGGACUUGCAUAUGCUCUCACUACUUUCUAUUUCGCCGUCAGCUUGUCACAACUGCGAGCCCUAAAGUCAAAACUCGGUCUCCUCGUCGCCGUCGCUACUCAGAUCACAGGAUCCAUCAUGUCAAGCUUCACCAUCUGUGCCAUCUUCAAGAUUGAUCUGUCAAAGCUACCUAGAGAGGCGUACCCCCUUGUCAUUCUGACAAUCGGAUUGGAAAACAUUUUCCGCCUCGUUAACGCUGUCAUCACGACACCUUCGGAAAGUUCCGCGGCAGCAAGAAUGGCUGAGGGUUUGGGUCUGACUGGGCAUAUCGCACUUUUUGGCCUAGCCCAAAAUCUGUUCGUAUUAUGGGUGCUCUCGAGAAUCGUGUCUCCAGGAGUAGCCUCGUUCUGCAUUUUUGCUAUGAUUGCUUUGACUUUUGAUUUCUUUUACCUACUGACCUUCUUCGGUUCUGUUUUGAGUAUUGACUUGCGACGAACAGAACUGAGCGAUGCUCUUUCUCGGGCAUCCCUUCGUCAUCAGCGUUAUGCAUUUCCAGAUAUCAGGAAAAGAUCAAAUUGGACCAAGGCUCUGGUCCGUGGGUAUGCACCGGUCUCGACUCGAAUAGCUGGAACCAUUAUCAUGAUUUGUUUUAUAAUUGCCGCUCAAUGGCACUUCUCCGAGAGCAGCUUCUAUCAAACAACAUUAAGAUUCGUGCGACAUUUAAAACCAGGACAGCUGCUAUCCCGGCCGAGCUCUCCAACCUUUCUCUCCGGUGGUGUGAAUCAAGCAGAAACUCUCCCACAAUGGCUGCAGAUGCAGGAUCACGAGACGGCCCACGAGAUUAUUUCACUUAUCAAGCCCAAUUCCCAUAGCUAUAUCGCUCGCGUUUACGACCCCUUGGUUUUUGUUCUAAGCGGUUCCGACCGGACACCCACGAAAUUUGGUGUUCGACCAUUUUUGCCUGCUGCGUAUGAUUUCGCGAGGCACCAAUCAGCACAGUUCAUCAUUACUGUAGUCCUAAUUAUCGCGGCGGUAGCGUUGCUAAUGAAUUAUCUGCUAUGGGACGAAAUGCCCGGAGGAGAAGCCAAUGAUCGGCCUGAGGACAAACCGCUACUUUCAGUCAAGACCCUGAGUCAUGGCCACGCUCUCGAUGUCGUCCUCUUGACGGCAUCAAAUGAAGGCGUUGUUGUAUCGGUUGGUUUGGAUCGACGGAUCAGAGUCUGGAAUGUUCGAAGUGGAAAGAGUUAUGUCAUUCAAGACCCCGAGUCAGAUUUUGACCCCUUUCCAGUCCUGGCCAUGGCUAUCGAUAACGAUUCAAAUUGGCUCGCACUUCUCUCAUCCAGAGACCUCGUCGCACUGUGGAAUAUUCCGGAGAGGCGAUGGGGUCCAAAAAUGCAAGUUGAAGUGAAGGGCCGUACUCCUGCUGCCUUUAUCUUCGGCUCCUCACGAUCAGAGCUCAUCGACCCCGUCAUCCUAGUUCGACACAACGGCCUAAUGUCGGAACUGCAUAUAGAAAGCAACCGGCAGACCACCCUCCAAAUCUGCAAAACGCCCCUAGUUUGCGUCCGUAUACACGCGGAAAAGGCGCCUUCACACAACGCCCCACGCCCACCACUUCGUGUCAUUACAUCCUCCCGACGCGGAUGUGUACAUGUUGCUUACAAAGCUGACCCCAAUUGGAUUUCCGAAGAGGUCCCCUGUUCGAACGACGCCGCCCCAUCUGAUGAAAUAUCAUCGAUUCUGCCUCUCCCAGCUCUAUCCUGCUUCCUCGCGGUGCGAACGCACAUGGUAGAAUUGAUCGACAUCACUAGCCUUAGAGUCAUUUGCACAUUUGCAACAAAAUCCAUGAAACAGGACACCUUACGCUGUUUCCACUCUAUGCGUCAAAGGCCACGAUGCGGUUCUCUAGAUCUAGAUUACUUAGCAUUCGCAUAUACGACUACGGAAGAGGGUGACUGUGUCCUUCAAUCCUACUUGCCGAAGAGGGAAGGAGAUGUUAUUCAUUUUCCUGAUCCGCGGACCAUCGGGAGUAAGACUUCUCUCCAGACACAAAUGGUGAAGGAGUCUGUUCACGUUAUUGAACAGCCUGGGACGUGGGACGUACUGCCAGUCGGCUACGUAGUUGGAGUGCGUAAAGUUGAUUGCAACCCAAGCAAUAAGGAGAUCAAUACUCGACGGCCUGCAACCUGGGGGUUGAGACGACGAGGCGCUUUCGCUCGUCGACACACCCAGGGUCUGAAACCCGGGGAAGAUACAGACGAUCUCUGGGAGGUAUGGUCCCUCUCCCUCCGCGGAGACAACUGUGCAAUCCGACUCUCCCGGGAUACGGAAACGUCAUCCGAGCUCUUGGUGAGUAGUCUGGGACCUAUGGAAAAGUUUGGCCAGAGAUCCCUGGCGGUUGGGUUAGGCAACGUGGUAAAGAUAGUGACGGUGGGCACUGAGCGAUACGAUAAUGAUAAUAUGGGGGAUCAGAGUACGGCGUGUGGGCGCAUGACUGGCGGGAGGAAGAAAAGGUCCGGAGUUGGGCGGAAGAAGAGCUGUUGAAAAAACAAACCAUUGGACCCAAUUGUAUAUGAAUGGUAGAGGUCCACUCAGGAGUAUUUAAAUGGUGGCGUGGCGGCUUUGUGAUGGAUGAAAUACCAUGGAUCAUUGAUUGAUUGGCGGCGGCCUGGCCUGGCCUGGCCUGGCCUGGCAUUCUGUCCUGUAUAUUGGAGGUAGGUACGGGACGUCGGGAGGAUAAAUAAAUGGCGUUUGGAUGAUGGGGGUUAGGAAGCACGAAAACCCUUCUUAGAUGCAGAGACCAAAUGCGAUAUGAGAAAUAUGAAAUGUACUAUUCCACUCAAGCUACAGUUGCUAUUCGCAAAUCACCGCCACAACGACGUGUUUUCCCGAAGGGAUAAAAUCAUAAAGAAAUCUUUUGUCAUGUCUCUUCAACAUUAUGAUAUUAUUAGCCAUCAUUACCAGUCCUCACUACCAUCCUGUAACAAAGCAAAACAAAGC
Messenger RNA from Amorphotheca resinae ATCC 22711, 4053 nucleotides. RefSeq lists its product as hypothetical. Gene Ontology annotation, cellular component: Golgi membrane; endoplasmic reticulum membrane. The transcript is spliced from 4 exons. Gene Ontology annotation, biological process: SREBP signaling pathway. Gene Ontology annotation, molecular function: protein binding; sterol binding. The record is from RefSeq and is a predicted model, not a curated record. Lineage: Eukaryota; Fungi; Ascomycota; Leotiomycetes; Helotiales; Amorphothecaceae. Bases 199 to 3597 code for a protein of 1132 amino acids.